AUGUCCGUUAAAGAUUAUGUUAUGGAGUUCGAAAUGUUGUCGAUGAGAUGCGAACUGAAUGAGCCACGGGAGCAUACUAUUACUCUAUUUAUUGGUGGCUUGAACAAGGAAAUUGCAGAUGUUGUGGAGUUACAACCCUAUGUAUAUCUAGAAGAUGUGAUUAAGCUGGCCAGUAAGGUGGAAAAGCAGCGAAAACGCGACAAACUCAAUGCAUCACGGGUGUUUAACUCUAAACCAGUGGUUGCUAGUUCGGUCAACAAAGGGUCUACUUCAAAGUGGAAUGCACAGCAGAAUGAAGUGGGCGCUCAUAGGCCUCAAGCUGAGGAGACAAAGGGAAGGGAGAAGCACACUGAUCCGCAACACCCUGUUCGGAGCUGA
Molecule: messenger RNA, 378 nt
Organism: Punica granatum (pomegranate)
Lineage: Eukaryota; Viridiplantae; Streptophyta; Magnoliopsida; Myrtales; Lythraceae
Source: RefSeq, a predicted model, not a curated record